Messenger RNA from Trichosurus vulpecula (common brushtail), 846 nucleotides. It is a transcript of the gene NPPB, whose product is annotated as natriuretic peptide B. The transcript has 3 exons. Gene Ontology annotation, cellular component: extracellular region; cytoplasm; nucleus. The record is from RefSeq and is a predicted model, not a curated record. Gene Ontology annotation, molecular function: hormone receptor binding; hormone activity. Lineage: Eukaryota; Metazoa; Chordata; Mammalia; Diprotodontia; Phalangeridae. The coding region runs from base 211 to 618 and encodes 135 amino acids. Gene Ontology annotation, biological process: cGMP biosynthetic process; receptor guanylyl cyclase signaling pathway; negative regulation of systemic arterial blood pressure.
CCCUGGGACCAGGAAGGGCAGGGGCAAGGCUAGGCAGGGCUCGGCUUCCAGUCACUGGGCAUAAAUAGCGACUGAUCCAGCAAGUACCCAGAGCGAGAAAGCCAGAAGGGCAGAGAGAGAAGCAGCAUCGUUGGAGUCAGCGGCGGCAGCAGCAGCAGCAGCAACAGCCCAAGGUUUCUCCUCCGCGCUCCAGCCCACUCCUUCCAAAACAUGGACUCCCAGAAAGCUCUGUCCAGCAUCUUCCUGCUAUUGUUCCUUCUGCAUCUCCAGGGCAGUUUUUCUCAUCCCCUAGACGGAUCUCGCCAGGCCCGGGAGCUGACCGGGGUCCAGGAACUGCUGUACCGACUAAGGGACACAAUCUCUGCUCUGGAGGAGCUGGAGACGGCAGAGCCUGAGCCGAGAGAGCAAGAAGAGACCCCGGUGGAAGACUGGGAGAACAGAAAGCCCGAACACCAAGUGAUGCCAGACGGCAGCCGAGGCUAUAGGGUCCCCACCUUCCAGGCUCUUCGUGGUCUGCAAAGCCCCAAACUGAUGCGGGAAUCAGGCUGCUUUGGCAGGAGGCUGGACAGAAUUGGCUCUCUCAGCAGCCUGGGGUGCAAUGUGUCAAGAAGGAAUUAAGAAGUCCCAGCCACCUACUUCCUAACAUCUAAUUCUCACUGAGGCUUUUCCACCCCUCUCAAGAUGACUCCUAUUUAUUUUUAUUUAUUUAUUUAUUUGGUUUUUUUAUAAGCUGGUUUCUUACUUUUGAGCAUGGAAAAUUCAUGAUUAAAUAAAAUCAGCCUGAUGUCUUUUUAUUUUGGAUCUAUUAUUCUUGGAGCAUUAAAAAAACCCAGCUACUUUCCUCUA